AUGGAGAAGAAGAAUAGAAAAGAAGAAAGAAAAACUCAAAUGACAGAAAAUGUAGAAAAGAAAGAAUGGUCCCAGAAACGAAAGUACUCGGUUGUGCUCAUCUUGUCAUAUGUCGUUCGCCGCUGGGGAUUGGAAGCACGAGAUUUGAUUCUACGAGAAGUUUUCGAGCUGACCGAUAAUAUGUUCUCACUUAUUUCAGUAGAACAUAAUAAUUCGCAAUCGAAGGUUUGCAUGAUGAAACUUGUGGAUGAUCUCGUAAAGUUGGCAAUGAUCGACACAAGCAGAGGACAUCGUACCAUCUCUGAAAAAACAGAAGAAAAUAUUCGGAAUUUGGUGAAAGCCGGAAUAAAUGAAUGUUUGAAGUCCAUUCUCCGACAGUUCUCACAAUCUUCCUCUUUCGUGGUUCUGGAAGAAUAUAUUCGAUAUGUGGCAAAGUGGUUUUUGGCUGAAAAAAGGCUCGACUCAGGUGGUGGAAUGAUGGAUGAAUCUUUUGAAUCAACAAGAAGCGAUGAGACGAAGAAGGAACGAAAUGAGUUAUCACUGGAAGGUCUUAUCCAUCUUUCUUUCGGUGCCUCCACUCCCACUAAAUAUGCCGCUUGGAACGUAGCUAUUCAGAUUCUCAAUGAAAUUCUGAAAAGUCGAAGAUGGGAUGCUAGAACCGCAGAGAAAAUCCUCUCUAUUUUGUGGGGAAAACGAAAAUUGUAUCAGUCGGAAAAUGUUCGAAUCUCUUUUUGUUCCUUCCUAUCCACAUCAAUUUCUCAAAAUCUUAAAUUCGGUGAAAAAUCGGUCCCGUCAAUUGAUUCGAUUCUCAAAUAUUCUCUAUCCCUUAUGCCGAAUAUGAUAUCACUUCCGAAUGCUGCAUUGCUGACAGAAAAUAUUCUGAAGUACUGUAGUAACCUUGUGCCAAAAGGAUCAAUUCAAUUGAUAUGGGAUACUGUAUCAAGGACAAGUCCAUCUUCCUUUGAAGUGGUCCGAUUGUUGUCAGCGAUGAUUUCAUAUACAGAGUUUGACGAAAAUGGAAGAUUUGCAAAUGAUGAGAAUGUAGGACGUUGGAGUCUUCGAAAAGACAUCAUCGAAUGGCUUCUUGUCGAUCCAAAUGUUCAUUGUCACAAAUUGAUCUAUGAGUUAUGUCAUUAUCAUCCAAUUUUUUGUUACGAAAGUGAAGAACCGUGUUCAGACGACGAGCUGCUUCAAACGAUGAAGUUGUGUAAAUUGGUCACGCCUUCGGAGAUAUCUUCAGAAGUAACAGAACCACCAUCUAGAAUACAUGAUGCAUACAUUCAAGAAAUCGUGAACUAUGCAGAUGAUAAGCUGAAAAGCCUUCUCUCGGCCGAGGUUACACUUCCUGUAUUUUUGUUGAGUUACGAGUUCUCGCGGAAGUUUCCUGAUGUAUUCUUUGAUUUUGACAGAAUAUAUCAAAGACUUCCUCACAUAAUGAAUGAACUCAAUUGCAAUGAAUUUCUUCAAUCUGUCAAACAUAUCUCCGAAUGGCCUCAAAACUUGGAACUCCCCAUGCAAUUCGUCCCUUCCAUAGAUUGUAAAAUGACCUAUUUCCUCAAAAACCUUCAUAAUCAACUUCUUGAUUUGGGAAAAUUUGAAGAAAGAGCGAAAGAAAUAAUCGAAACUCUCGCCGAGCAUUCAAAAAAGUAUCCUAGAAUCUGUGAAAAAGUUCAAAAGUCGAUGCAAAUCAAUCGAUUUGUUAAGAAAUUCAUUCUGGAAAACAACGGAGACCCGUAUGAAAUGACGAGUAGAUACGAGAAGUUCUCGUUUUUGUUAUCACAUCGUCAUUUGUUGGGCACGAGAGAAAUAAUAAUGUCUCGAUCUACGAAACUUCUAGAAGAAGAAGCAAUUACAGGAGCUGAUCUAUUCAUAUUCGAAAAGUUAACUUCGUCUACUUGUCUCCGUAACAUCACCGGAUCUCGUAAACUUGGUGGCUAUGAAUUAGAUGCUCACACUGUCUCAAAAUGUGCUGAACAUAUGGCAUUUGAUGAACGAAGUCUCAAAAUUUACAUGAGAUCUCUGAAAAAGUCGCCGUUUCUGGCACAAAAUAUUGUGAGGACUGUGUUGGAAAAUGGAGAAAUGUGGCAUUUACACGGAAAAAUGUUGAAAAGUGUCAUGAAGAAUGAGCCAUUAUUAACGGUGUGCAUCGCUACGAUUCCUAAUAUGGUACGGUAUCUGAAGAUAUAUCAAGUUCAUUUCCGUACUAAACUCAAGGCUGUUCAGUUUUUAAAUCUCGACAAAGAUUCCAUGACUUCUUGUCAAAAGUAUCUACUAAAAUCCAAACAGAACAGUCAUUUCAUUACUCCAAACAACCUGACAGCUCUAUUUGGAUGCGAGAAGAAGAUGUGGAAGAGGCUCAUUUUUCAGUUUUGGAAGCUUUUCGAGCAGGAAACUGCACUCGUGUGUGAAAAGUUGCAUACAUUUGCAUCUGAAUGUGUUGACCUCGGUCUCAAGCAUUUGUUAGUAGAGCUUCUGAAAGCAUUAACAAGUAGCGAAUUCUGUCAAAAAGUGAUAAUGAACAAUCACCUCCGAACUGUCUUUGAACUAACUUAUCGUUCAAUUUUCUUAGUUUUGACGAAAGAUAAGUGCAGCCCCGAAAUCCUGGAACUGUGUGAAGACCAUAACCUUCGUUCCGAUCUCUUUGAGCAUCGAAUCAAAUGCGUUCCGCCUCACCACGUUGCAGAUUUCGAACGAUUCCAAAUGAAAAUAUCAUUAGCUAUUGAACAUUUCUUUACAUUUGGAACUGAAUCGGAUUCGGUAGAUAUGAUGAAUUUCGGAUUGAUCGAGUUCUACAAACAACUCAACGAUAACUUGACAGAAGAUGCGAUCAAAUCUAAUGAAAAAAGAAAUAUUUACCUAGUGGAUAAACUCUCCACAAUAUGGCUUGCACUUCCAUCAAUGCGUUCUCAUAUUCGUCCAAUCGUUGCAAGAUUCAAACAUGUUUCACCUGCAUGGACUCAUUUCCCCCAACCACCACACAUCCCAGCAACUGAAAAUACCUUCACAUGGAAGCUACGUUUUCAUAUAACACUGAAAAUGAUGAAAACGACACAAUGGAAAUCUGGAGAAUUCGCCACAUGUAUUAUGUUGUUUUUGACAAGUUUCGAUGGAUCAUAUCUGAAAACGAAUUUGAUCGAAGAACGACAGAUAGCAAGAUUGAAGAACGAGACGAAACGCAAUGUUUUGUGUAUUUUGAGUAAAAUUUUGAGACGUGAGACAGCAAAAGAAGCAGGAAAGGAGGAUGAAUUUGUUAUUGAAGAAUCAUUUUUUGAGGCCAUUACAAGAUCGGCUAGCUUAUUCCCAGAUGUUGCUGCUUUCACUGUUCCAUUCCUAUUCAAACUUUGUGUUGAUUUCAAACAAAACAUUGAUUUUGCGACAUCGAAGUUGCUUGCUUGUCUGAGAGGAGUGCAACAAGAGGACCAACAAGUUGUAUACUGUUUGGCGGAAUGUGUUGAUUCGAUUGGUUUGAAUGCUAUUGCCAGAUACGAACGAAUCGAUUUGGAGAGUAACGAAUUGGUUUGGAAGGGCCAAUUCAGACCUCAAUAUUACUUUUUAUUGGCUCGACUGUUUUUGAGACAUGGAUAUCGGACACAUGCGUUCGCCAUCGCAAAUAUACUAUUUGAUAGAUUAUCCUCUAAAAAGAGAAACGUCAUGAUGAUCAAUCGAAUCACUCUGAAUGGAAUUGAAAAUUCAGAUGAAUUGAUCGAACUUCUCGUAGACAUUUACGUUGCUGAAAAUAACUCAACAGCACUUUCCUCCCUUCCACCAGGAGUACAAAAUCGGCCAGAUGUCAGACAAGUUAUCUAUAAAAGUUCAAAAGAAUGGAAGAGAUUAAUCUCUUCAGAUCAACUGAAUUCCAGAGAAUCUACUAUCAUUCAGUGGAUGUGUGGCCUUCCAUCAAAUCCCUCCAAAAACGAUAAAUAUCUGGAUUCAAUUCUCCGAUGCCAUUUCAAUGAAUACCCCAAAAUUCUAGAAUCUCCUCUGAAAUUGGUUUAUUUCUCACUAUUCCAUCAAGCAAUUGGCACGGAAAUUCCAUCAGAAAUCUCUGAUUAUUUCUCAAAAAUGGUUCAGAGCCCGACGAUUGAUGAAAUGAGACUUAUGAUGAUUUCAAACAAUACAGCGAAUUUCGAACCAGAAUCCAUUGAAGAACACGUGAUUGAGGCGAUUCGGAAUUUGAGAGAAACUGUUAUGUGGAGAGAAAAAUCAUCAAUGGAGCACGUUCAUGAUGUGAAUUUGAAUACGAAGAAGAUGGUGAAGUUAGCAGAAUUACUCACAGAGAAUAAUGCAUACGAUGCAGCAAUUCUUCUUCUAAAUUCGUGGGAAGAGGAAUGUCUCAAGUGGAAAAUUCCUACAAUGAUUGAUGUCGAUAUAAUCAGAAUUUGCAAGGAAUAUGUGACUUGUCAAUCCGGAGAUGCAAGAAUGGCUGAAAUCAAUUUACGAUCUAUGCAACCAAGUAUCGCAUCCAUGACUGAUGUGGCAUUGGCUGAAUGGACAAUAGCUCUCAGUAAGAUCACAAUUGAGUACCGAAACAAUCUCGAAGAAGGAAUCCGAAUUCUGGAAUUCGGAUGCAGGAAUUUAGAGAAAAAGAACUCAUUGAACGCACGUCUGAAAGUGCUUCUGAAGUUCCACUCCGUUUGUAUUGGACAAUUGUCCAAACUCGAGGAAUAUUUGGAGACAAGAAGUUAUCGAAUGAAGAAAGAAGUUAUCUCUGAAUUCGAGAAGCAGUUGGCAGCUCCACGUGUGCAACGUGGCAAUUCUAGAGACGAAGGAUCGAAUCGAACGAUACAGCGUGUCAGAAAAGAACAACAAAUCGAGAAGGCCGAUGUGGAGAAAGUAGAGAAUUUAGUCUUGUCGGCAGCACGGAAAGCGGUUUCGUCAGCUUUUCAGGCUCUGUCAUGUAUAAGUCAACUUGACGAUGAUCAAGAAGCCAUUCGUACCUCUUCUCUUAUCAUCUUUCCAUUGAUUGACGUCAUCUACAAAUACGAACAAGAUCAAGGAGUCGUCAAUCUUCUACGUGACCAUUCGAAGACUCAACUUCCUUCAAAACUGUGGUUAUGUGCCACGUCUCACCUCGCUUCGAAAUGUUUCUCUCCUGAGAAAUCGCCGAUCACCAGAUACCUUUCUCAAAUUCUUUGUCACCUGAUCUACGACUAUCCGUAUCAUGUAUUGCAUACCAUUCUAAUGUAUGAAUACGAAAAGAAUGGAUCAGAAGUCAGACACUUUUUGAAGCAGAUAUACAGUGCCAAAACGAAUAGAGAAAUGAAAGAAGUCGCAAAGUUGAAGCAAAUUGUUGACCUGAUGCGGGAGGCUCAUUCUGCUUAUAGAGAAAUCGCCAGUCUUAAUGUCAAAGAAAAUGUUCGAAUUCAACGAAUGGAAGUGAACGGAAAAACAGUUCUCAUGUGGCCGAGCGAGUUAAAAAUUUUCAAAUGUAAACUUCAUUUGUUGCCGAUUCCCACGAUAACACAAAAGAUUGGAUGUCCCGGUGACCUCUCCACGACAAAUCUGAUCACUUGGAAGUCCUGGAAGGACGUUUUCACCAUUGCAGAUGGUCUCUCUGCUCCAAAAAUUUGGGAAAUUCAAGGAAGUGAUGGGAAAUGGUAUAAGACAGUAUGGAAGAAGGAUGAUGUUAGACAAGAUGUUUUGGUCGAACAAAUGUUUGAUGUGACGAAUAAUAUGCUUGAAAAGAGAAUGUUACGGACAUAUAAUGUAGUGCCGCUCGAUACGGAAUGUGGAAUUAUUGAAUUUUGUGGAGGCACUGUUAGUUUGAAAGAACUUUUGUGUGGAACGAAUCGAUUAGGAGGUCUUCAUCACGAAUUCAAUCCUAAAGAGCCUGGCGCAAUAAAAGUGUCACAACAGAUGAGAGAAGUGCAAAUGGGCUCAACAGAGGUUCGGCGAGAAAUUUUCGUCGACAUUUGUAAGCAAUAUUCACCAGUUUUUCGACACUUUUUCUACACUAACUUCCCGACUGCUCACAUAUGGAGAGAGAAAAUUAUUAAUUAUCGACAGAGUUUGGCAACGUGGAGUGUUGUAUGCUACAUCGUCGGCCUUGGUGAUCGCCACGCAUCAAACAUUCUAUUCGAUGAGAAAGAGUGCACAUUUGUGCAUAUUGAUCUAGGUAUGAUUCUCGAAUACAGUAAACGAUCACUACCAGUUCCUGAACAAGUUCCAUUUCGAAUCAGUCGAGAUGUUCUCGAUCCAAUACUGAUUGAAGGAAUAGAGAAUGGACAACUGGCUGAGGAUUGUACUCAAAUCAUGGAGAAGUUGAAAGAGAAUGGAAAAGUGAUCCUCGGUGUCGCCUCUGCUCUCCUUCGUGAAACCAUGACGAAUUUCCGGGAAGCAGACCAACAAAUAGGACGUCCAUCCUACAUUUCUGAAAUGGCCAUCGGACGUCUUCGAGAUAAACUGCGAGGAACGGACGAUGGUGUUACGGCUCAAUCUUCCAAUCUCCAGAUUCGACGUCUUCUGAGAGAAGCAACAAAUGCUGAUAAUUUGUCGAGAAUGUUCUGUGGAUGGAUGCCGUUUUUGUAA
Molecule: messenger RNA, 6528 nt
Organism: Caenorhabditis remanei
Lineage: Eukaryota; Metazoa; Nematoda; Chromadorea; Rhabditida; Rhabditidae
Exons: 24
Coding region: 1-6528 (2175 amino acids)
Biological process (GO): negative regulation of TORC1 signaling; telomere maintenance; DNA damage checkpoint signaling
Cellular component (GO): nucleus
Molecular function (GO): protein binding; protein serine/threonine kinase activity
Source: RefSeq, a predicted model, not a curated record